AUGGCGCUCGACGAGAAAUCCACGGACAUUGAGCGUAUUACCCCAAGCGUAUUCAGUCCUGCGGGGAGCCGCAAAAACUCAUCUCGAGGUGACGGAGGAGAUGUCGAAAAGGCGCUGGCGCUGGAGGGUCUUGAGGUGAAAGACGUUACAACCACCACGGUGGAAACGACGGCCGAUCCAGACGUGGUCGGGUGGGAUGGACCAGACGAUCCAGAAAACCCACUGAAUUGGCCGGCGCGGAAAAAAUGGACCAACGUCGCUCUGUUGUCCUUCAUUACGCUUUUGACGCCUUUCGGUUCGUCCAUGUUUGCACCAGCGGUGCCUCAAGUCAUGGAAGACUUCCACUCCAACAGCGAAGCCCUGGCAUCGUUCUCGGUCUCGGUCUACGUGCUUGGGUAUGCGUUCGGCCCACUUGUUAUAGCCCCAAUGAGUGAGUUGUACGGGCGACUACCGGUCUACCAUGUCAACACAUUCCUCUUUAUGGUGUUCACGUUUGCCUGCGGGAAAUCGACAAACUUGACGAUGUUGAUCGUGUUUCGAACCCUGGCAGGUUUAGCUGGUUCUUGUCCUUUGACUGUCGGAUCUGGUUCUAUUGCAGAUACCUUCCGACAAGACCAGCGGGGAAAGGUCAUGAGUAUUUGGACAUUCCCUAUCCUGUUCGGACCAAGUAUGGGCCCUGUCGUUGGAUCAUAUCUCUCGGCGGCAGCGGGGUGGCAAUGGAACUUCUAUCUUCUCGCCAUUUGUACAGCCGCCAUGCUCGUUGUGGCACUCAUCAUCCAAAGAGAAACGUACCCGCCCAUUCUCCUCGAGAGAAAAGUGAGACGACUACGAAAGGAAACAGGGAAUGACAAGCUCCGAUCGGCGCUUCAAUCGUCCAGGAGUCCCUCGCAACUGUUUUUCAUGAGCAUCGUCCGCCCAACCAAAAUGCUGUUUCUGUCUCCCAUCAUCUUCGGUCUUUCCCUCUACAUUGCGGUGGUGUACGGGUAUCUUUAUCUUUUGUUCACCACCAUGACGUUUAUCUUCCAUGAUCAAUACGGCAUCAGUUUAAGUAAUGUGGGCCUUGUCUUUUUGGGCAUCGGUCUUGGUCAAUUUCUCGGACUGUGGAUGUUUGGGGCAUAUUCGGAUAAGCUACUAAGGAGGCUGGCGAAGAAUGGUGAGAUGAAGCCCGAGUACCGCCUGCCGUUGCUUUGGCCGGGUGCGAUCGCCGUCCCUGUCGGUCUCUUCUUGUACGGCUGGAGUGCGCAAUACAAAGUGCAUUGGAUUGUCCCAAUCCUCGGGACGGUAUUGUUGGGGCUUGGGAUGACCGGAACAUUUAUGUCUCUGGCCAUUUACAUGGUUGAUGCAUACACUCUCUAUGCUGCCAGCGCGAUGGCGGCCAAUACCGUCCUCCGCAGCCUGGGGGGCGCAUUUCUCCCUCUGGCUGGACGGGAUAUGUACAAUACACUGGGGCUCGGAUGGGGGAACAGCCUAUUGGCAUUCAUCUCGUUGGGCAUGUCGCCAAUGAUCUGGGUAUUCCUGAAGUACGGCGAGAAGAUCAGGACUCAUCCCAAGUUCCAGCUAAAGCUGUGA
This is a messenger RNA of Fonsecaea erecta, 1569 nucleotides long. RefSeq lists its product as hypothetical. The record is from RefSeq and is a predicted model, not a curated record. NCBI's taxonomy places the organism in Eukaryota, Fungi, Ascomycota, Eurotiomycetes, Chaetothyriales, Herpotrichiellaceae. The transcript is spliced from 6 exons. Gene Ontology annotation, molecular function: transmembrane transporter activity. Bases 1 to 1569 code for a protein of 522 amino acids. Gene Ontology annotation, biological process: transmembrane transport.